Messenger RNA from Pistacia vera, 543 nucleotides. RefSeq lists its product as uncharacterized. Lineage: Eukaryota; Viridiplantae; Streptophyta; Magnoliopsida; Sapindales; Anacardiaceae. The coding region runs from base 1 to 543 and encodes 180 amino acids. The record is from RefSeq and is a predicted model, not a curated record. The transcript has a single exon. Gene Ontology annotation, molecular function: nucleic acid binding.
AUGGAGACUAAAACAAUCAAUUCUAUUAAUAAAGAAAUUUAUCGAUCUUACAUAGUUGAGAAACUCUUACUGGCUAUCCGAGAUAAGUGGCUAAGAAUUGAUGCAAGAAGUCCAAUAUUUAUCCAACAAGACAAUGCGAAACCUCAUAUUGGUUUGGAUGAUGAGUAUUUUCAAAGUAAUGCUACUAAGGAUGGCUUCGACAUACGUUUGAUAUGUCAGCCUCCGAAUUCUCUAGAUAUGAAUGUUCUAGACCUUGGUUUUUUAAAUGCGAUACAAGCACUACAAUACCAACAAGCUCCCAACUCUGUAGAUGCGCUCAUAGAGGCUGUUCAAAAGUCAUUUGAGGAAUACUCGCCAACAAAGUUGAAUCAUACGUUUUUAACUUUACAGUCAUGUAUGAUUUCAAUUUUGAAAGUUGGAGGUUUGAGCAAAUAUAAGGUUUCGCACAUGAAAAAACAUAGGUUGGAGGGACAAAAUUGUCUUCCUAUCCAGUUAGAUUUCGACCUCGAGUUAAUUGGAGAAGCAAUUGCUCAAUGUCAAUAA